Molecule: messenger RNA, 1935 nt
Organism: Fundulus heteroclitus (mummichog)
Lineage: Eukaryota; Metazoa; Chordata; Actinopteri; Cyprinodontiformes; Fundulidae
Gene: st8sia5
Product: ST8 alpha-N-acetyl-neuraminide alpha-2,8-sialyltransferase 5
Biological process (GO): oligosaccharide metabolic process; N-glycan processing
Molecular function (GO): alpha-N-acetylneuraminate alpha-2,8-sialyltransferase activity
Source: RefSeq, a predicted model, not a curated record
UCCCUCUUUUUUUCAUUGCGGUCACGUCUUCUUGCACGGAUUUGAGCUGGGGGCACAAAGGGAUGUGUAUUUUUAUCCCGUCAAUAUCACAGCACGCGAAGCCUUUUUUUUUUUUUUUUGGCUGCACCUUGUUUUGCUCUCCUCUCCUGAUUUAACCUGUCGGGAUUUCUCCGUCCGAGCGCAACCCGCAACGCCCGCAGCGGACCGAGCGACUGCGCGUUCGUUGAACGGCAGACACCGAGAACCGGGCCCACCUCCAGAACCCUUUGACGAGUCUCUCCACCUGACCCCCUUCUCGCCUGACGAGUGAGACCACAGGUUCCAAUCCGAGGCAGGGCCAUUGAUGUGCGGCAGGAGCGCUCAAGGCGAUCAAUUUGCGAUGCGUUUUGGCCGUCGACAAUGACGCGCCUGUGUGAGAGCGGAGCGGCAGCGUAGGAAGGUGGCGGACGACGUCCAGCUCGGCUCAGCGGCCAUGAGGCACCUGUGGUCCCGGUUCUGAAUGCAGCGCAGAGAGACGCCUAUCCGGGUGUCACCGUCAGCUCUGGAUGCUGCGCCGAAGGAUGGCAUACUCCGACCCGUCGUCGGGCAAAGACAUACUAGGCAGUAGAUCCCUGUGUUUCAUAUUCAUUUGCGCAUUUGGACUCGUCACGCUUUUGCAGCAGAUUCUUUACGGGAAAAACUACAUCAAGAGGACAUGCCGUACUCCAAAUCCCAGUUCAAAAAAUGUGCCGUCAUUGGAAACGGUGGUAUCAUCAAGAACAGCAAAUGUGGAAAGGAAAUUGAUUCAGCCGAUUUUGUUUUCAGAUGCAACGUGCCACCCAUCAAUGACAAAUACUCAGCAGACGUGGGCACCAAAACCGACCUGGUGACCAUAAAUCCAAGCAUUAUUACUGAAAGAUUUCAGAAGCUGGAGAAAUGGCGGCGGCCGUUUUACGACAUCCUCCAGAACUACGAGAACUCGUCAGUGGUGCUGCCCGCCUUUUACAACACCCGCAACACUGAUGUGUCUUUCCGAGUCAAGUACAUGCUGGACGAUUUCGACUCCCAGAGAGGCGUGUUCUUCUUCCACCCGCAGUAUCUCCUGAAUGUGCAGCGCUUCUGGGCGGUGCAGGGCGUCCGGGCAAAGCGCCUCAGCAGCGGCCUGAUGCUCGUGACCGCAGCCUUGGAGCUCUGCGAGGAGGUCCACCUCUACGGUUUCUGGGCGUUUCCCAUGAACCCCGCGGGCAUCUUCAUCACUCACCACUACUAUGACAACGUGAAGCCACGGCCGGGCUUCCACGCGAUGCCUCAUGAAAUUUUUAACUUCAUCCACAUGCACACGCGCGGGAUCAUCAAUGUACAUACGGGGCACUGCACAUGAUCGAUCUUUUUUUUUUCUUCUUCUGGUUUUUAAAUGAAUGUGUUUGAGUUUUGUUAGGACCAUAGAGGGGUACAUACUUAUUUGCUCUGAUUAGUCCAACAAUAUGGUGAAGAUUGCUCGCUCGGACACCUUUACUGCUGUCACGUCACUUUGGCGAUCGCUGACUCUCUGUUCAUUAGGAUUCUUGUGUUUAAUGUAAAAAAAAAUAAGUGAUCUUCAUAAUAGUGGUGUUUCUGUGAAGUUUUUGAAGUGGCCCCACUGUACAGAGGUGUUGUUUUCUACUUGACUGCACAGUCCCGUUUAUGCUGUAAUGGGGCUGCACCGGGCGGGGGUGGCUUCGUGCCCCGUCCCUUAACUUUCUCUUGGACAGUCUGUGGGUGUGGCAGCUUAACGUUUGUGUGAAACAAGCCUAAACACUGGGUUUAUGAAAGGAAUAUCAGAAUUCACAGCUGUAACAUCUUCUCGUCUACUUUUGUAAUCUAUUUCCUAUUCAGCAGAUUCACGGUGUGGGUAUUUUCAAACUCUGUCAAAAAGGCCUGUUUUCAUUGGCCUAGUUUCUCCCUAAAAAAAAAAAA